Pisolithus orientalis is the source of this 1770-nucleotide messenger RNA. RefSeq lists its product as uncharacterized. The transcript has 2 exons. The record is from RefSeq and is a predicted model, not a curated record. The annotation marks the transcript as partial. NCBI's taxonomy places the organism in Eukaryota, Fungi, Basidiomycota, Agaricomycetes, Boletales, Pisolithaceae.
AAAGCGGUCCCCUUUUCAAUGCAAGUGUUGAAGCAGAUCCAGAAGUCCAUGGAGGCAAUCAUCCGAGAGGACCCUUCACGAUUUGCAAACUAUGGUUCCUUCUUCUUUGUCCUGGAAUGCAAGGGAAUCAAGUUGUGGACGAAAACCACCCUGUCAGGAGCCGUUCAAACGCCAGUCCAAGCUCUCCUCCAUGGACUUCCAGCUCUGGAUUGGUCCCACAUGGUAGACAGGGCCAAUGGGGAGCUCUUGGUCGACUUGGGAAUCAGCAUUCACCCCACAUGUGAUGAAAAGCUCGUUGGAUUGUGGAGACUGGAUGCCCUGGAAGCUUCCUUUGGGGCAGGUGGAUAUUUGCGAGGAAAUGCCCACCACACUUGCAUGCUUGGACGGUAUGGGGGGAUCCAAGCAGAGAUGUCACAGGAGCGAGCAAGGCAAACUCACAUUGCAUUCAGAAGUGCAUAUAAUCUGGCCUACGAGGUGAUCCGACCCAACGACAACAGCCCCACCUUUGUCAUGGACAAGGAUGCUUAUGCCCUGAACAAUGACUUCAUUGGGGAAUGCAUGCAGGCCAUCAACAUGUAUUCUGGAGAUGCAAAGAAGAGGUCAUAUGGGGUGCGAGACGAGUACAGGAUGAGUGGGGCUGCAGUGGAGCAGGCAAUACUGGUGGUGCCACAAAGGAUGGAAGAGCUUUUAGCCUCCAAUCCCAUUCUCUGGAUCCCGACCAAAGUCUGGUUGGAAUUUAUGGCUAGACACAUCAGGGCCCUCCAGUUGGCUCAGAUCUCUCUCAAGGAACUGGAACCACCCAACCUUGGGAUUCUGACUGGCAUCAUCUGCCACAUGAUUCGGUGCACGUCCACCACUGCAAUAAUCCUUGACUUCCAUGUGAGAGAGUCCAUGGCCCUUCUGCAGGUCUCCAGGGUGUGUGAGCGGUUUGGAAUGUUCUUCCUUUUGGACCUGGACUUGCAUCAUGUCCCCCAUCUUCCAGAAGUUCAGGAUCAUGACAACCUGGAGGUGCUCAAGCUGAUGGAGGGAAAGUUGAAGAGGGGUGAUGGACGACCUGCCUGGCCAAGGAUUCCCCCUCUGGACGAAGUGGAACAAUUUCCCAUUGGCAGCAGACCGACGUGGGCCAAAUUGACAAGGACCAUCCAACUGCAGCCUUGGUUGAUCAUGCAGGACUGGAAGUGGUCGGCCCAACUGUCCAGUCUGGGGCCAGUGGUAGGGAAACUUUUCGUUCUGUUUACCUGUCAGCUUUGGAUCCAGUUGGAUGCGACUUGGCUGACAGGCUCAGAGGGAAAACCAGAGCCAACAUCUUUGGAAGAAGCCAUUCAGAGUUGGACUCUGAACCAGACCUUCAGGACAAUACGUGCCUGUGAAUUCAAGGCCUGCAAUGCAGAAAUUGCAGGGAGUGGAGGGGCUGGUUGCCGACAGUCAAGCUUUGCAGAGAGGGUCAACCUGUUUUUCCCAGGACCCACAGCAGGACAACCUUCACGGAGGUCACCAUGGAAUGUCUUCUGGACGAAGCCUGGCUAUAUUUGGGAGUAUCACCAGGUGAUGAAGAACAGGACACCCCUGGAGGAGUUUGAGGUGCUGGACCACCUUGGCAGGAUAUUUUCUGUCCUUCAGACAUUACCUGAUGCGACCAAAGGGAGUGAAAAGAGUCCUGGGAAGACAUGGCGGGUGGAGGGUGAGAAGGUGGUUCUGGUGACAAAUCCCAAGUUCUACAAGAUCGAGGGUAUCUCCACCGAGAAGGAACAGCAACAGGCCAGGAGAUGA